Symbiodinium pilosum is the source of this 435-nucleotide messenger RNA. Lineage: Eukaryota; Dinophyceae; Suessiales; Symbiodiniaceae. The record is from the annotation of a GenBank genome assembly.
AUGUACCCUGCGACGGUCAAGCUGCAAGGGAACUUUCUCUGGGAUGCCCAAUUCGAGUCCGAGAGCAAGGCCGAAGGGGGCGGCACGUUCAAGCCAACGACUUUCAUGGCCAAAUCGAAGGCAGAUGCUGCCACGGCGUUGCUGCAGCGUGCGAAUACCUCCGAGGACAGCGCUUCUGGGCUGGCUCAGGCAGACCCUGAUUUCGAGUUCUUUGACGGCUUCACCAUGAUUGCAAACAUUGAGAUGUGUGCUGAAUGGUGCGCCCUCAUCGAGGAGUGUAGCAGCUUCGAGUUCGUCGAACUGGAAGAGGUCAUGGACGCCGAACACCUCUCUCCAUUCGGGCGAUGCGUCCUGCACACGGCACCAAGUGAGACGGCAGAUGAGCCGCCGUUUGGCUACAUGGGAGAGGAGUUCAUGUCAGAAUCCGAAUCCUGA